CUGAAUUCUUCGCUCGUUCGGGAGCGCUCGAUCAGGCUGAACACGAAUGCAGCCUUAUUCGACUUCGCGGAGAACCACACCGGCACAAACGCAAGGAUUCGCAUACUUUUAGAAUAGCACCUACUCCCAGUUUUUCGGGGGGCGUAUUUAUGCUGGUUAAAGGUGUGUGCAGUUCUCCAUUAUUAUCUGAGAUUUCCAGAAGAGCGGAAUUAAGCGUCCGGUCAUCCUGAGAUUCGACAGGAGAAAAAUCCCCGACACAUCCCGCAAAGUGGAAAGUACAGAUUUGUCGGGAUUAAGGCGAAUGGAGCCGACAGGGCCCCGGGAGUGAGGAGGGGGGAGGAGGAAACCAGUGCACAACAACGGGGUCGAUCGCAUUAGAUCCUUGUUUAUCUGAGCACAAUGUUGGGCACAUUUUGCUAGCUGGAUGGCUGGCUAGCAGUUGGAGUCUGGGACUUCAGAGCUCCACAGAAAUCAGACAUACAAAUACCAUUUCUGUGUGUUGUACUUGGGCGCAGGGUAAUCUCGUAUUAAUUUCGAGAAGCGCUAUUUUUUAAAAAUAUCUUCUGGCUCUGGGAGUGGUAGCCAGGCCGCUUUAUUUGGUAGAAAAUGUCUGCGAAGGUGCGCCUGAAGAAGUUGGAGCAGUUGCUGCUGGAUGGUCAUCAGAAAAACGACAACUCGCUGAGUGUGGAGACACUGCUGGAUAUACUCAUAUGUUUAUACAACGAGUGCAGCAACUCACAUUUAAAACGGGAAAAACAUGUGACCGACUUUUUGGAAUGGGUGAAGCCAUUUACAACCACCGUGAAGCAAAUGCGCCUCCACAGAGAUGACUUCGAGAUGCUCAAAGUGAUUGGCAGGGGGGCGUUUGGAGAGGUUGCUGUGGUAAAGAUGAAACACACCGAGCGUGUUUACGCCAUGAAGAUCCUCAACAAGUGGGAGAUGCUGAAGAGGGCCGAGACAGCGUGUUUCCGAGAAGAGAGGAACGUCCUGGUGAACGGUGACUGCCAGUGGAUCACCACUCUGCAUUACGCCUUUCAGGAUGACAACAAUCUGUACUUGGUCAUGGAUUAUUACGUUGGUGGAGACCUGCUGACUUUGCUUAGUAAAUUUGAGGACCGACUCCCGGAGGACAUGUCCAAAUUCUAUGUGGCAGAGAUGGUGCUUGCUAUCCACUCCAUCCAUCAGCAACGCUACGUACACAGGGACAUAAAACCCGACAACGUUCUACUGGACAUGAACGGCCACAUCCGUCUAGCUGACUUCGGCUCCUGUCUGAAGAUGAUGCAAGAUGGCACAGUCCAGUCCUCAGUGGCUGUGGGCACUCCAGACUACAUCUCUCCAGAGAUCCUGCAGGCCAUGGAGGACGGCAUGGGAAAAUAUGGGCCAGAGUGUGACUGGUGGUCUCUAGGUGUCUGUAUGUAUGAAAUGCUCUAUGGUGAAACACCUUUCUACGCUGAGUCAUUGGUGGAGACCUACGGAAAAAUAAUGAACCAUGAGGAGCGUUUCCAGUUUCCCUCCCACAUCACAGACAUUUCUGAGGCAGCUAAAGACUUGAUCCAGAGGCUGAUCUGCAGUAGAGAGCGUAGGCUGGGUCAACAGGGUAUCGAGGAGUUCAAAAAGCACCCCUUCUUCUCCGGCAUAGACUGGGAAAACAUUCGCAACACAGAAGCUCCGUAUAUCCCUGAUGUCAGCUCUCCCUCAGACACCUCCAACUUUGAUGUGGACGAUGAUGUACUGAAAAACCCGGACAUUAUUCCACCAGUCUCUCAUACAGGUUUCACCGGACAGCACCUACCCUUUGUGGGCUUCACCUACACCACAGACAGUUGUUUUUCAGACUGUGGCAGUGUGAGAGGUGUGGCAAUGACAGAUGGUGGUGCUGGGAAGGAUCUUCUGGAUGGAGGUCUGCAGGUGGAGGCCUUUGAGAAAAGGAUCCGCUGCCUAGAGCAGGAGAAACAGGAGCUCAACCGAAGGCUACAGGAAUCCACUCAGGCAGUUCAGUCUCUCCAUGGCUCUGGGCGUGGAGCUGGCACACUCGGUCGUGAUAAAGAGAUAAAAAAACUCAAUGAGGAAAUCGAUCGCCUCAAAAAGAAACUGGCAGACUCUGAUAGGCUUGAGCACCAACUUGAAGAGGCAGUGACUCUUCGACAGGACUUUGAAAGUUCCUCCACCAAACUAAAAGCCCUGGACAAGCAAGUUAAAGCCCUCAAGCUGGAGAAAGAGGAUAUCCAUAAGCAACUGGUGGAGUCUCUGGAUCGCCUGAAGUCUCAGACCAAGGAGCUGAAAGACGCUCAUCAGCAGAGGAAGCUGGCCAUGCAGGAGUUCUCUGAGGUAAACGAGCGCAUGGCUGAGCUGCGCUCGCAGAAGCAGCGUCUGUCACGGCAGCUGCGAGACAAGGAGGAGGAGAUGGAGGUGGUGAUGCAGAAGAUCGACGCCAUGCGCCAGGACGUACGCAAAACCGAGAAGGCCCGCAAAGAGCUGGAGUCUCAGCUGGAGGAUGCGUGUGCCGAAGCCUCUAAGGAGCGUAAGCUCAGAGAGCACAGUGAAGUCUACUCCAAACAACUGGAGAGUGAGCUGGAAACACUCAAGGUGAAGCAGGGAACCGGUCGUGCCUCAAGCUUCAGUUCGGAGACCCAGCAGGAGCUCACCAAGGUCAAGUCCGAGCUGGAUAAAAAGGUGCUGUUCUAUGAGGAGGAGCUUGUGAGGCGAGAAGCCAGUCACACUACAGAGCUGAAGAACCUGAGGAAGGAGCUCCAUGACUCCGAGGGCCAGCAGCAGUCCUUGCACAAAGAGCUGCUGGUGCUUAAAGACAAACUGGAAAAGGCCAAGAGGGAACGGCAAACUGAGAUGGAUGAGUCCGUAAGUUCCCUGAAGGAGAAGUAUGAGCGUGAACGCAGCCUCGUGUCUGAGGAAAACCGUAAACUCACUGCAGAAACAGACAGGCUCUGUACUUUUGUGGACAAGCUGACAGCUCAGAACAUGCAGCUGGAGGACGAGCUCCAGGAUCUGGCUUCAAAAAAAGAGAGCGUAGCACACUGGGAGGCACAGAUCGCUGAGAUUAUCCAAUGGGUUAGCGAUGAGAAAGAUGCCCGUGGCUACCUACAGGCUCUGGCCUCAAAGAUGACAGAAGAGUUGGAGUCUCUGCGGAGUUCCAGUUUGGGAUCCAGAACGCUGCAAGGCUCUGGAGUAAACAUCCCAACCCAGAGGUCUAUGGUGGCACCUCAGGUCACCAUGCAGGAUCCCUUGUGGAAGGUGCGUCGCAGUCAAAAACUGGACAUGUCUGCCCGUCUUGAGCUGCAGUCGGCCUUAGAAGCUGAAAUCCGUGCCAAGCAACUGAUUCAAGAAGAGCUGCGCAAGGUCAAAGCAGCCAACAUUUCUUUCGAGAGCAAAUUGAAGGAUACAGAUUUCAAGAACAGAGAGUUGGAGGAACAGCUCGAGAACAUGAAAAAGGAACUGGAGGAGAGCCGCUCACGAUCAGACAAAGGCCUGAAACUACCAGACUUCCAGGACUCCAUCUUUGAGUACUUCAAUACCUCUCCCCUCGCUCAUGACCUGACAUUCAGAACAAGCUCCAUGUGUGAAAUGGAUGCCACACCCUUGAAGAUGGACAUUCCCUCUUCCUUCCCAUCAGUGUCUUCAGAACAGGAUGAACCACUUAAGUAUCAAGCUACCACCCCUGCUGCCCCCUCGCCAGUCUAUCAGCCCACUCUCAGUGCGCCAAAGCCUAAAGCUCACCAACUGAGCAUCAAGACCUUCUCCAGCCCGACCCAAUGCACUCACUGUACCUCACUUAUGGUUGGCCAGAUCCGACAGGGCUAUGCCUGCGAGGUAUGCUCCUUCAUCUGUCAUGUGUCCUGUAAAGACAACGCGCCACAGAUUUGCCCCAUUCCUCCAGAGCUGGCAAAGAGGCCUCUGGGUAUUGAUGUGCAAAGGGGCAUUGGCACAGCUUACAAAGGCUUUGUCAGGAUCCCAAAGCCAACAGGUGUGAAGAAGGGCUGGCAGAGGGCAUAUGCUGUAGUGUGUGACUGUAAACUCUUCCUCUAUGAGGUGCCAGAAGGGAAGUCCACUCAGCCUGUUGUGAUGGCCAGUCAGGUCCUCGACUUGAGAGACGAGGAGUUCUCUGUUAGCUCUGUGCUGGCCUCUGAUGUGAUCCAUGCCAGUCGUAAAGACAUUCCAUGCAUAUUCAGGGUAACAUCAUCCACUCUGAACUCCCCGAUCCAGCCAGUGCCUUUGUUGGUAUUAGCUGAAAGUGAGGCAGAGAAGAAGAAAUGGGUGGGUAUCCUAGAGGGUCUGCAGAACAUCCUGGCCAAGAACCGGCUGAAGAACCGAGUCGUACAUGUCCUGGACGAGGCCUAUGACAGCAGCCUGCCUGCCAUCAAAAUUACACUCUCUGCUGCCAUCAUAGAUCGAGAACGUAUUGCCUUGGGGACAGAAGAUGGCUUGUUUGUAGUCGAGAUCACCAGAGAUGUCAUUGUUCGUGCUGCUGAUUGCAAAAAAGUUUGCCAGAUCGAGUUCAUCCCCAAAGAGAGGAUGGUGGCACUGCUUUGUGGCCGUAACCGGCACGUCUAUUUAUACCCCUGGGCGGCACUGGAGGGCGCAGAGGCUUCUUUCGAUGCCAAACUGACAGAAACAAAAGGCUGCCAGGCUCUGACCAUAGGUACCCUACGCCCAGGUGGCCCUUCAUGUCUCCUAGCAGCCGUGAAGCGGCAGGUCCUGUGCUACGAAAUCACCCGUGCAAAGCCACACCACCGCAAGCUAUGGGAGGUGCAAGCACCCGGUAUCGCCCAGUGGCUGGGUAUUGUUCGUGAUCGGCUGUGUGUGGGUUACCCAUCAGGCUUUGCUCUGCUAGCCAUGCAGGGAGAGUCAUCUCCAGUAAGUUUAGUGAGCCCAGCAGACCCUUCUCUAGCCUUCUUGGCCCAACAGUCCCUAGAUGCCUUGCAUGCGAUGGAAGUGGGGGCCAAUGAACUGCUGCUUUGCUUCAGUCAGCUGGGAGUGUACGUAGACGCACAGGGACGACGAUCGCGAACGCAGGAGCUGAUGUGGCCAGCCACACCACUUGCCUGCAGCUCGAAUUCCAACUACCUGACGGUGUACAGUGAUUAUGGAGUUGAUGUGUUUGAUGUCCACACCACAGAGUGGGUCCAGACCAUUUCAUUAAGAAAGAUUCGGCCCCUGAAUGUGGAGGGUAGUCUGAACCUGAUGGGCUCUGAGCAGCCCCGCCUCAUCUAUUUCAACAACAACUCCUCAGAAGGCUGUGAACUUGCUAUCCCCGAGACCUCAGACAAUAGCAAAAAGCUGAUGGUGAGGACACGCAGCAAGAGGAAGUUCCUCUUCAGAGUGCCAGAGGAGGAACGGCUGCAACAGAGGAGGGAGAUGCUGAGGGAUCCUGAAAUGAGAUCCAAACUGAUCUCCAAUCCCACUAACUUCAACCACGUUGCUCACAUGGGCCCAGGCGAUGGCAUGCAGGUCCUCAUGGAUCUGCCUCUGCAGCAGAGUGAGACUCCCUCCCCCUCAUCCUCUCGUCACCAUGCCCUGAUCUCCCCUCCGACCAACUUUGAGCACGUCUAUCACAUGAGUCCCGUCUCUGCCGGGCUCUAUCUGCAGAAAGAGCCUUCCUCCCAGCAGAGCCUGCUUCAGUUCUCCUCUUCUUCCUCCUCACCUUCCACAUCCUCCCUGGGAAGGAGUGUGAUGCCCUCUUCUCAGGAUGACUCAUCUAAAGAAAAGCCACGCCCUCUGUCUAGUAUCUCACGGCAACAAAGGAGUAAGACCCACAUCACCCGCACUGCCUCAGGAGGAGGAGAUUUUGGUGGAGCAGGGUCGUCUCGCAGUAUUUCUGAUCAAGAUCAAGACUAUGAAAGAGAGCCCGACUCUGACUCCACCAAACACUCCACCCCUUCCAACAGCUCCAACCCCAGCAGCCCCCCGAGCCCCAACUCUCCCCACCGCAGUCAACUCACUCUGGACAGCCUAGAUCAAACCCUGGAUGGAUGAGAAUGGCCCUGUACACUAGACAGCUCCUGUAUACUGUACAUCUCCACUCUGAUAGGACUCAGUAAGAAGUGCCAAUACUAUUCUAAGCCACCUGCCAAAAGUUUACCCUAUUCCUGCUGCUGGGUAGACAAAAGAAUAGAUAUGUCAUCACAAGUGGAACACCCUGUCAAAAAACCACCCGAGUAUCAGAUUAAUUCAAUAAAAAAUAAAACAAGUCAAGGACUGUCCCCUGGUGGAGAUGUUGCGGUAUUGUCACUAACAGGGUCAGAUUAGCAGUAUGAUGGACCUGUAUUUGAUUUUUAAUCCUAAUUUCAUGCCAUACUUCUGCAAGUUUUUUUUUUAAUUAUUAUUAUUUACUUUAGUAAAUGAAUGGAUACAUUACAUCUGCUUUGUCAGAAUUGCUUCUUGAACUGAUCUGUCAUAGAGGAUUAUUAGCUUCCCUUCAAAGUACAGAAUGGAGGGAAGAGACUUCUUACGCUGUUUUUAAAUGUAUAUUAUCAAGAAGUUCCACACUCAUCAUGGGGAAAGUAAAGUGCGUAUUGGAAGGAAGGAACUGUGACAUUCUUGUAUAAACAAACUGGACCAGUAACCCAAAUCCUCACUGCUAUUGACGGACCAGUGAAACGGCUUGACUCAUCUCAUAUGAGCAAUAGAUCAGCGACACAGAGACAAUGGCAUUUGUCAGACAUUGGGGUUUUUAAGCCAAACCAGAGGGCACUUUUAUUAUAUAAUUCUCUCUCUUUCUCUCUGUCUCUCAAAUUCUGCAUUUAAACCAGCCUUUAUUAUAUUCAUGUUUUAACUUGGAUGUUUCCCACAAAUAUAUCUAGUUGAUGGAACACUGCUUAUCACUUUGAGAAAAAGAAAGCAACAAAAAGGAACAGACCUUAAAUAUAGAUGUGUAUUAUUAAUAAAGAAAAUGGCACACAGCUAAAAUACUCAUAGGAUUUCAGUAGUUCCUCUCUUAAGCUGCUACUGCUUUGUGUGCUCUAUUUAAAAAUAAAAGUUUAAAAAAGUAUAUGUGAUAAGGUUAUCUUACCAUAGCUAUGUUUUACACAUGCAAGCCCAUCAAGCAGCCACGUGCGACCUUCACUGUUUGAGAGUUGUAUCAGAAUGCUGAUAUGAGAUUGUUUGUUGAAACCAGAGGACUGCGAACACAUUAUCUAAAGCAAUGGCUGGCAUAUCCAUUAUCACUCAAGUGUGCCUUCAGUGCCAACUUUCGUUUCAGUAGUAAACUCUCCACUAAAGCAUUUCAGUUUUUUUAACAAGGCUGAUGGUAAUGUAUUAUAUUGUCCCCUGCCCUUCUUAAACACUGUAAGAAACUUGCACAUGUUGUAGACCAAGGAAUUGAUUUUGUGUGAAUGUUUUUUCCUGUACUUCCCUCAUACGUCACCUGGGCUGUCUGUUUCAUCAGAUGGACGGUUAUCCUCGGAACACUACUGCUUUUACUUUAAAAGAACAACAACAACAAAAAGCUUGAAAACUUUGUAAUUAUUGACUUGUUAGCCACAUAAAUUUGAACAAACAAUAAAAAGAGUACCUGUUGUGCUUUUUUGUUCAAUUACUGUUUAUUAGGGGAAAAACAAUCAUUUUAACUAUUCAUAAUUGGGAUGAAAAUAAUCAUUUAUUUACAGGAAAAAUAGCAGGGAAUUUUUAAAUUG
Molecule: messenger RNA, 7649 nt
Organism: Xyrauchen texanus (razorback sucker)
Lineage: Eukaryota; Metazoa; Chordata; Actinopteri; Cypriniformes; Catostomidae
Gene: cdc42bpb
Product: CDC42 binding protein kinase beta (DMPK-like)
Exons: 38
Coding region: 607-5991 (1794 amino acids)
Biological process (GO): actomyosin structure organization; peptidyl-threonine phosphorylation
Cellular component (GO): cytoplasm; cytoskeleton
Molecular function (GO): protein serine/threonine kinase activity; ATP binding
Source: RefSeq, a predicted model, not a curated record